Messenger RNA from Dibothriocephalus latus, 1659 nucleotides. The record is from the annotation of a GenBank genome assembly. NCBI's taxonomy places the organism in Eukaryota, Metazoa, Platyhelminthes, Cestoda, Diphyllobothriidea, Diphyllobothriidae.
AUGGAAAAGUUCGAAUUAACAAAAUUUGAUAUUUCACCGGAAACAAUCGAGCGACUAAAAAAAAUUGGAAUUGAAAGUUUUUUUGAAGUUCAGUCAAAGACGUUUGAGCAUGUAAUGAACAAGGAAGACGUCAUCGCUCUAGCGAACCGAGCCCUGAAGAAUGGCGUAGAUGUUGUUGUUGGUACCCCCGGCCGUGUGAUUGACCUAUUAGAGAGCCAUACACUGAACCUCCAAUCUGUCCGCCUUGUUGUUUUGGAUGAAGUGGAUAGGAUGCUUGACAUGGGCUUUAGUGCUCACGUUGAGCAAAUAUUGGCCAGCCUUUACGACGAGGAGAGGUCUUCUAAACCUCAGACGCUUUUGUUUUCUGCAACCCUUCCGGGCUGGGUAUCUAAGAUUGCCCAAAAGUAUGUCUCGAAGGAUGCGCAUCGCGUAACUCUGGUUAACAACAAUGAGACCCGUACCGUAGACACAGUUGAGCAUCUUGCUCUGUUAUGUCCUCCACACGAGCGGGCUGCAACCAUUGCGGAUGUCAUUCGGAUGUACUCUCAUGGUCCAUCUUCUAGAUGCAUCAUAUUUUGUGAACGAAAGAAGGAAGCCGAUGAGCUUGCUUCACAUUCUGCAAUGUCGGCCGAUUGUCAUGUUUUUCAUGGUGACAUUCCCCAAGACAAGCGCGAGCUUAUACUUCAGAAAUUUCGCGAUGGGAAGUACAAAACACUUAUAACCACAAAUGUCGCCGCCCGUGGCCUGGACAUUCCCGAUGUGGAACUCGUUAUCAAUUGUGCGCCACCAUCAUCAGUAGAAGACUAUAUUCAUCGGUCGGGGCGAACAGGACGAGCAGGCAGAAAAGGCGUCAGCAUUUGUUUCUAUAGCAUGAGACAACGCCCACAACUGACUUAUAUCGAAAAUGGCACAGGCAUUCACUUCCGCAGGAUUUCAGCUCCUUCUGCAACAGAUAUUGUUGAGGUUUGGGCGAAGGACCUUUCAGGGUCUUUUGCGGAAUUGCCUGAGUCAACUUGGUCAGUUUUUCUACCUGCGGCUCGGUAUAUAGUCAGUGCUUUGAAAUCCAAUUCCAAAGGCGACAGCGGGCUUGAUGUGGACGAAGAUGAAGAUGUCAAGCCAUCGAAGAAAUCUAAAAAGCUGAAGAAGAGUAAACAAGACGACCUUCAGACAGACACAUCUCUUGUUGAAGAGAACGGAGAGGUUGGAGAUGUAGACAUGAAGAAGUCAAAGAAGUCCAGAAAAAGUAAGUGCGAUGAUUCCCAGGCAGACCAGUCAAAGUCUGUUACCGAAUGCGAACGGGCUCUUUGCUGCGCGCUGGCAAGAAUAUCUGGCAAGACGAAAGCCAUUGAAGCAAGAUCUAUGCUUACUGCUCAAGCUGGCUUAACUGCCUACAAACUCACUGUUCCUCCACACGUUACGGCCCAUCGGAAGGGACUUGCCUAUUCGCUCCUCAACCAACAACUUUCUCCUGAGAUCACGGAGACUAUUAAAAACCUUCUGUUUACCAAGGGCAGAACCGGCUUCGUAUUUGAUGUACCUGAUGUUCACAAUGCUGCAAUUGAGAAAAAUUGGCAGAAUGGGGACGGUCUCGUAUUGGAGAAGUUGACCGAAUUACCGGAGCUGGAACCUGAAGGCGAUGAAAUGAAUAACGGCGGUGGC